GCGAGGGCGGGCUGUGGACUGGCGGAGCCCGGACCUCGGCGAGUGACUCUGGGGGAGCCGCGGUCGCGACGGCCGUGGAGCCGCAGACAAGCAGGGAGAAGAUGAGUCUUAAGUCUGAACGUCGAGGAAUUCACGUGGAUCAAUCAGAGCUCCUAUGCAAGAAAGGAUGUGGUUACUAUGGCAACCCUGCUUGGCAAGGCUUCUGCUCCAAGUGCUGGAGAGAGGAGUACCACAAAGCCAGGCAAAAGCAGAUUCAGGAGGAUUGGGAACUGGCAGAGAGACUUCAGCGGGAGGAAGAAGAGGCCUUUGCCAGCAGUCAGAGCAGCCAAGGGGCACAGUCCCUCACAUUUUCCAAGUUUGAAGAAAAGAAAACCAAUGAGAAAACUCGCAAGGUUACCACGGUGAAGAAAUUCUUCAGUGCUUCGUCUAGGGUUGGAUCAAAGAAGGCAGAAAUUCAGGAAGCAAAAGCUCCCAGUCCUUCCAUAAACCGGCAAACCAGCAUUGAAACAGAUAGAGUGUCUAAAGAGUUCAUAGAAUUUCUCAAGACCUUCCACAAGACAGGCCAAGAAAUCUAUAAGCAGACCAAGAUGUUUAUGGAAUCAAUGCUUUACAAAAGGGAAUUAAGCAUUGAGGAACAGUCGGAAUGUACUCAGGAUUUUUACCAGAAUGUGGCUGAAAGAAUGCAGACUCGUGGAAAAGUGCCUCCAGAAAGAGUUGAGAAGAUAAUGGAUCAGAUUGAAAAGUACAUCAUGACUCGCCUCUAUAAAUAUGUGUUCUGUCCGGAAACUACUGAUGAUGAGAAGAAAGAUCUUGCUAUUCAAAAGAGGAUCAGAGCCCUGCACUGGGUUACACCUCAGAUGCUUUGUGUCCCUGUUAAUGAAGAAAUUCCAGAAGUGUCUGAUAUGGUGGUGAAAGCAAUAACAGAUAUCAUUGAAAUGGAUUCUAAACGUGUACCUCGAGAUAAGUUGGCCUGCAUCACCAAGUGCAGUAAGCAUAUCUUCAAUGCCAUCAAAAUCACUAAGAAUGAGCCAGCUUCAGCCGAUGACUUCUUACCCACACUCAUCUACAUUGUUUUGAAGGGCAACCCCCCGCGCCUUCAGUCCAAUAUCCAGUAUAUUACCCGCUUCUGCAAUCCAAGCCGAUUGAUGACUGGAGAGGAUGGUUACUAUUUCACCAACCUUUGCUGUGCUGUGGCUUUCAUUGAGAAAUUAGAUGCUCAGUCACUGAAUUUAAGUCAGGAAGAUUUUGAUCGAUAUAUGUCUGGCCAGACUUCUCCCAGGAAGCAAGAAUCUGAGAAUUGGUCUCCUGAUGCUUGCGUAGGUGUUAAGCAAAUGUAUAAGAACUUGGAUCUCCUGUCCCAAUUGAAUGAACGACAGGAAAGAAUCAUGAAUGAAGCCAAAAAACUUGAAAAAGACCUAAUAGAUUGGACUGAUGGAAUUGCAAAAGAGGUUCAAGACAUUGUUGAGAAAUAUCCACUUGAAAUUAAGCCCCCAAAUCAAUCUUUAGCAGCUAUUGACUCUGAAAAUGUUGAAAAUGAUAAACUUCCUCCACCAUUGCAACCUCAGGUUUAUGCAGGAUGAUAAAAAUUUACAUACAUAGUAUUUAUUUGAACCUGAAUUGUAGCUAGUCCUUACUACAGCCCACUGAUUAGGAUCUAGACUAUAACUUAAUUGCUUAUAAAUGUCAGAGCAUUUUUAAAGGUACAGUUGUGGGGAUUGUUUUGUUUUGUUUUUCCUGGCAGGGCAGUUUAGUGAUUAAUAAAAUACUAUUUAUUUGCGUUAAUGAAAUAGAUUCAUUUAAGGUUUGUGUG
Molecule: messenger RNA, 1810 nt
Organism: Talpa occidentalis (Iberian mole)
Lineage: Eukaryota; Metazoa; Chordata; Mammalia; Eulipotyphla; Talpidae
Gene: RABGEF1
Product: RAB guanine nucleotide exchange factor 1
Exons: 9
Coding region: 102-1580 (492 amino acids)
Biological process (GO): vesicle-mediated transport
Cellular component (GO): endocytic vesicle; cytosol
Molecular function (GO): DNA binding; small GTPase binding; zinc ion binding
Source: RefSeq, a predicted model, not a curated record